GUUUGUGUUCCAUCGCACACUCACGAAAAUUUUACAAAUUGUACAGUAUAAAGUAAUCGAGCAGUAUUUAGUUAGUAAAAGCAAAACAAAUCACGAAAUGCCCAAACCAAAGGCAAAAGCGAAGCUAAAAUCCAAAGCGGCGGCAGCAGCCGCAUCAAAAAGGGAGGCGACCAAGAACAACAAUGCCGUUUCGGCCGAAAAGGAAAACCAAAUGGAGAUCAGUGAUCCGACCUCCGUUCCCAUCCGGGAACAAUGCAGAGGAUUCGCGGAAUCCAUGUACACAAUAAUGCGUCACGCGGAAUUUAAGGAGUCAGCAAGGAGCUGCAGCAACUGUACUCGAGGAUGGGCCACCAAGAGUUUCUGAACACAUUCAUCAAUGUGCUGAAGACUGUACUCGAGGCGGAGGAGAGCAACGAGAACGGUAACAAGGCCCUGUUCUUUUGCGCGAAAUUCGUGACCAGCUUCGAGUCGGAGAAGACGCACCCCAUGAUGACUGAAACAUUCCACUGGCUGUUGACUACAUAUUCCAGCAGUCCGCACGUUCGCUAUCGGAUUUGCUACUUUGUGAAUCUGAUACUUGAGACACUGGGACCCAAUGCGGCACUCGACGACACGCAGUGCGACGAGAUUCUCGAGACUAUGCUGGAGCGCGUGAAGGACGUGUCGGCCGGUGUGCGCAAGCAAGCAGUCCUGGCCAUGCAGCGUUUCCAGAUUCCGGACAAUCCCGUCGAUCCAGUUGUCUGCGCCUAUCAGUUCCAUCUGUCUGCGGAUCCCUUGUCCAGCGUGCGCCAGUGCAUUAUCACCUGCAUGGGCCGCAACUACAUCACGGUGCCCUACAUACUGCAGCGUCUGUGGGACGUGGACGAGAAGGUGCGCCGCCAUACGUACGUCAACAUGUGCAACUAUCCAGUGCGCGCCUACAGGGUGGCGCAGCGCCUGACCCUCCUGGAGCAAGGUCUGAACGACAGCUCGGCCAACGUUAAAAAGACGGUGGUAAACAUCAUGCUUAAGGCCUUGAUCGACUCCUACCAACAGAACUAUGUGGCUCUGAUAGCGGCCCUCAAGCUGGACUCCAGCGAGGAAGAGCUGGUUCGUUUCCGGAGCGUGACCAAGCAAAUGUUGCGUGAAAUCUUUGAGCAGACCGACAAUCAGCAACUGAUGGCACAACUGCCCCUCGGUGACGACUGUGAGCUGCAUCGAUGUGUACCGCUGGAAUGUCUCAACGUGGAGCUGUUGCUCUAUUGGCAGUGCCUCGGCGACUAUCUGGAGAGCACGCAGGCGGACGAAAGCGACCAGGUGCUGCCCGAACUAAGUGUCUUCUGCACCUAUGUGAACAAGUUCUGUGAGAGCCAGAAACCGGACAUGGACAAGUUCGCCCAGAUAGAGUUCCAGAACAUGCUGCUUUCGCUGGUGGAAAUCCUGGACUCGUACGACCUGGGCGACGAGAUUGGGCGUAGCAAUAUGAAGACGUUGAUCAAAAAUCUAUUGAAGGACUGUCUGCUCGACCACAAGAUCGUCCGCGUGCUCGUGCGUUGCAUGGAGAAGCUGAUCACCGACCUCAAUGACCGGAUGCAGUUCUUCAUUGAGAUCAUCUACGAGACGUGUGACCUUAAUACCAAGCAGAAUGAGCUAGUGCACGAUCGCAAUCUGAUCAGUACGUUGCUGGACGACUUGGACACGCCCUCGAAGAUGAAGAUAUCCUCGUUGAAGGUGAAGAUCUUAGAGCUGGAGGAACAGGAGGAUAACUUUGGGCGCCAGAAGGAGUAUAUACAGGCUCAGUCCGUGAAUAAGGAGAAGAUGGCUGUCACAGAGGAGUACACGGAGCUGAUCAAACCGCUGCUGGUGAAGCACGGCUUUCUGGACAUGCCCGCCCGUCCGAAGCUCUCCAACCAGGAGCGUGUCCUGAAAGGCCUGUUCACCUCAUACUAUAUGGUGGCCUCUCCGCAUGUCCAGAAGCUCACUCCCAGCAUAUGUAAGCUGUACAAGGACUUCAUUUGCCGCCAUCUCCACUCCUCGGAUGUGGACGUCUUCGAAUGGGCCAUCAAAUGCGGCAACGCCUACAGUAUGUUCUAUGAGGCAUACACCGAGACGGUGUUCCGGGUUGUAUACCAUCAGUUCUACAAUAGCAAGGAGGUCCGUCUGUGCGAGACCUCUGUCAGCUGUCUUCUCGAGCUGAUGGAUCACUAUGGCAUCGACUAUGUCGACAAGUUGAGCCGGAAGAUAGGUGCUAGGGGUGGCUGUUGUGGUGGGGGUGGGGGGCUGGGGUCUAAGACGUCCAAUCGCCGCCAGCUCUAUACCGUGCAGGAUACAUACGACGGGGAGGAGGAUGGCGAUCAGACAGUGCAGAACAGCGAGCAUAGCGUCGACAUCAUUAUGGCGAUGGGCCGCAAUAUGGAAAUGGUGGUCGACAAGGGCGUGAGCCUGGCCAUAGUGCGAGGCCUUUGUCGCUUGGUCCUGCGCGGUCACAUCGACGAUCGGCCCGAGGUGCUCGAGCAGCUGCUCAAACGCUACUUCAAUCCCAACGCAGAGCCAAUCAUCAGCCAGGUCCUGGGCAUGUUCUUUGAGAACCUUGUCCGCCUCAAGAAGCAGGCGCUUCUGCAGACCUGCCUUCUGCCCACUCUGUGGACCGUCAUGAACUGCAGCUUCGACGCGCCGCUGAACGCCGUUCGGCCCGAUUACAUGGUCAAGUUCUUCAUAGAUUUGACGAUUCAGGAAGCCAGCUCCCCGAAGAGCAACAUACACAACAGGAUCGCUCUGAGCUUCCUGCACUACAUACAGAACUAUUUCACCGAGCGCAGGGAAAUGUGUCGCCUGCUGGCCAAAGAGCUCACCAACCUCACUAUUAACGUGCUCAACGGACAUGAAGUCAAGACUGAAAUGUUGGAGAUGGCAGACAAACUGAUCACGAGCGAACUAGAGCCGCGUGUGGUCAAGAACAUUAAAGUCUUUAAGACGAUGCUCGACGGUAGCUUUAAUCCACCAUCACGUGAGGCGCGCGACGAUCUGGAAAGCGACGAGGAGUGCGACACUGCGACUGUGGCAUCUGAAAAUGAAGUGCAGUCAGAGCAGGUGUCAGUCACAAAUCCUGAAAAAUCUGCGACCGAACAAACCCUGACAAACGCAUCUGAUCCACAGGCUGAAGCAUCGGCUAUAGCACCAACUGCAACGCAAGUUUCAGAGCCUAUCUUAACCUUUUUCGGCACUGAGAAUCGAGUAGGACAACGUUUCCUGCGUCGCUCUCUAUAUAACUCGAGAUGCUCCAGUGAUAGUGCCACAUCCGGGGAAACAGUGGAAACGGAGGCGGCCGAAACAUCCAGAAGAAAUCUCCGUCGGCCGCAGAUGAAGCGCCGUCUAGAGCUGGCAUUGGCGAGGGCUUCCACGACCCCGGAGAAGCAGCCGCAAGAGCAGGACGUUCAUGAGAGUUCAGACGAAUUUGAUAGAAAUGAAUCUCAACAAAGUCCUGCCCGGACAGACAAGUUGGACACAUCCGAGGUAAUUGAGGCCUCGCCCACCCCCGAAUCACCCAAAAACGCGACUGCACGCAAUGGCAGCCACCUGCGCCUGCGCUCGUUGCGCACCAGAUCCGCUGCCGUAAUAGCAUCCACCUCAACAUCCUUCACUGCCCCCACAGCUAGCAAAGUUCGCAAGGUCCUGCAUCUUGAGACUUCGCUGCGUAAUGGACGCAAGCGCGUCAUAAGACGGACGCCUUCAGAUCAAAGGAAAUCCAGCCAGCGUUCCAGCAAUUCGUUGGAGUCGCCCUCGAGAAAACAGCACCGCGUCGAUGAAAAGACGCCGAGGAGAGAGCUGGUGUCGCAGAACAAGAGAAAGAGAAUUGAGUUCCAGUGGCAGUGAUAGCCAGACCUCCAGAAACGCAGUCAGAGGCAGAGUCCGUAUCGGAAUCGAAACCAUCGACCUCUAGGCAAUCAUCGACGAGUUACUUGACUAAAACUCUGUCCUCAAGGGUGACAACACGCCGUGCGGCACAAAAGGAGAGGAUUAGCAGCAUGUGCAUGACACGCAAAAGAAUGUCCCUCGAAAUGAAUCUGAGCGGUGGAGCGUAGUUCAGCCUGCCACUGAAGGCAGCGUCACUCGCAGCAGCAGCAGGCGGAAAUAGCUAAUCCAAGAAUCAUUUGCAUUCUGUGCUUUUCGUUUCCGUUUCCGGAAUGGAUUCGAGUUUUAUGUGCAUUGGUUUUGUGUAUAAUAUGUGUAAAUUAGAUAGAAAUAUUAACGAAUCGUUGAGUAAUUUAACCCAGAUUUAGAUUAACAUUUUCCAAGCGAGCAUGCAAGGGAACACAGAAGCUUGGAAUCUUACAGCGUCAUUAUAUCAACGCUCACGCAGUUCAGUCUCGAAAGGGGCGUCCACUGUAACCAUUGUUAAAUGUAAGAAUAAAGUUGUCUUUAUAAAAAA
Molecule: messenger RNA, 4408 nt
Organism: Drosophila miranda
Lineage: Eukaryota; Metazoa; Arthropoda; Insecta; Diptera; Drosophilidae
Product: condensin complex subunit 3-like
Exons: 7
Coding region: 343-3852 (1169 amino acids)
Biological process (GO): mitotic chromosome condensation
Cellular component (GO): cytoplasm; condensed chromosome; condensin complex
Source: RefSeq, a predicted model, not a curated record